AUGGAGGUUGUGGUAACCUCCCUUGAGGAGAAAGUGGCACGCGUGAUAUCUACCCAGCCGACGAUGGAGUGGCGCUUGGCUGAGCUAUCCGCGAGCGUCAAGGGCCUACAGGAGCAACUGGAGACCCAGGCCUGUCGGACAGAUGCUGCCGAGGCGCGGCUGCAGAGGUGGAAAGCCAGCCUGGAAACGGAGAUGAAGAACCUGGCGGCUGCAGAGGCGCCGGCACCACCAGCUCCCCCCACACCUCACAAUGGACUGGAUGCGGAAUCUUGCCGCACAGCUGUUGUUGCUGAACUUCGCGGGCACGCGGCCGCAGGGUCCAAACCUCAGCGGCAGGUAGAGGCGCCAGAGGCGGGCAUAAAAGAUCUUGGCCUGGACGAUGUGGCCGCCGUUGCCACUCGUGUCUUCGGAGCAGAGACAGCUGCCCUCAAGACUCGCCUGGCGGAGCAGCAGGAAGCCCUGAGGUCUGAGCUCUUGGCACUAGCUGGCCGACCGCAGGCUCAGCCUGCUCGGCAAGAGGCCGACGUGAGUCUGCACUUUGGGGAAAUCCGUGCGCUGAUCAACGAUGAGUCUGCCAGUCGAAGUCGGUUGGCCGAUGAGAUCAAGGCAGACAUGCGCGACCUGGCACAGGAGCUCAGAUCGGAGGCAGACCACCGCUUGGAACUGCAACAGCGCCUAGAAGCGUUGGAUUCGGAAGCCAAGUCGGAUCUCCAGCAAGCCGAGCAACGGCGCGGGGCAGCGGCCGCCGAGCUCCAGGUCCAGGCCGCUUCCCGCGGCACAGACCUGGGACGCGAAGACUCUCCGCGAGGACAAAAGGCCGAGGCCGAGUCCCAAAUCGUGUCCCUGCAGAGCGCCAGCCAAGAUUGCUCCAGCAGCCUCAAGGAGCUCGACCCGGCCAUGAAGGCGCUGUUUGCAGAGGCGUGUGAGGUGGCGCAGAAGCAGCACCUGGAGCUGUUGGAUCGCCUGACUCAGCUGUCCGCUCGGGUGGAUGCCGAGAUGAGCGACCGGCAACAGGCCGACGACAAGUGGGAGACCCUGCAGGAAGCCCUCGGCCGCGAGCAGCUGGCCCGGGAGGGGGCGCUGAGCGAGAACAGCCGGGCAGUGGGCGCCCUGGCAUCUCGUUUGGACAGCCAGGAGAAGGCCUUGCCCGAGCUGGACGCCGCAGUCAAGGCGGAGUUGGCCAAGGUCGAGGCGGCGAUGGCCAGCUUCAGGCAGGAGGAGCGGAACGCCCGCGAGACGAUGUCCGCCGACCUCUCCGCAACGCAGGCGCAGAAGCACGAAGAGAUGACUGCGACCCGCAGGGAACACGCAGCCCUCAAGGAGGAGAGCCGCAAGCAGGUGUUGAUGAUGGCGAAGCGCCCCAAUGAGGAUCUCCACACAGAGCACGAGUGCCUGCUCCAGGUCGAGGCUGCGCCGUGGGCGACAGAGUCCGGGCAUUUCGAAGAUGCCUCGCAAGGACAGACGGCCGAGGAGGUGUGCCAAAUCGUGCCCCUCCAGUGCGCUACUCCAGAGUGCUCCAACGGCCUCAAGGAGCUCGACUCUGCAAGCAGAGUGCCAGUGCCGGUUGCAGAGGAAGGCGACGUGGCGCAGAGGCGGCAGCUGGAACUCCUGGAUCGCCUCACGCAGCUGACUGCUCGAGUGGAUGCCGAGAAGGCGGACCGCCAAGAGGCCGAGGAGCGGGCGGGCGACAAGCUGGAGACUCUGCAGGAAGCCCUCGGCCGCGAGCAGCUAGCCCGGGAGGCGGCGCUGAGCGAGAACUUUCGGGCAGUGGGCGCCCUGGCAUCUCGUUUGGACAGCCAGGAGAGGGCCUUGCCCGAGCUGGACGCCGCGGUCAAGGCGGAGUUAGCCAAGGUCGAGGCGGCCAUGGCCAGCUUCAGGCAGGAAGAGCGGAACGCCCGCGAGGCGACGUCCGCCGACCUCUCCGCAUCGCAGGUGCAGAAGCACGAGGCGAUGGCUGAGGAGAUGCGGAGGGAACACGCAACCCUCAAGGAGGAGAGCCGGACAUGCGCUUUGCCGCUUGUGGAGCGCCUCAACGAGGAACUCCGUAAUGAGCACGAGGCCAGGCUGACUAUGCUCCUCUCUGCUGGUUGGGCCACCCUUGCAGAAAGGUAG
This is a messenger RNA of Symbiodinium natans, 2112 nucleotides long. The record is from the annotation of a GenBank genome assembly. NCBI's taxonomy places the organism in Eukaryota, Dinophyceae, Suessiales, Symbiodiniaceae.